Molecule: messenger RNA, 2822 nt
Organism: Gasterosteus aculeatus aculeatus (three-spined stickleback)
Lineage: Eukaryota; Metazoa; Chordata; Actinopteri; Perciformes; Gasterosteidae
Source: RefSeq, a predicted model, not a curated record
UAUUUCCUAGUUGCUAUUCUAACAUUACGAAGCAGAGUCUUGAUGUGCGAGGACGGAGGCUUGGGUGGUGUUAAAAUAGACGAUAAGACAUGUCGUCGAAGAAAAAAAAGGCUUGGUUCACGCCGCCGUGCGCUAAAUCAAAAUGUAACGUUUAAUACCGACGUUACCGACAGUACCUCUGUAGCUCAAUGCCACAUUCCUGAAGAAACUGAAUCAUUAAAUGAAACGGCUAAUUCACACAAAGCACAACGUGAAACCCAACGGUCGCCUUCUCCUGAUCCUUUGGGGAACACAAGGAAAUUGGGCUCUAGUCAAAGGCACAGAGUGAAAAAUGUUCAGGAGUCUGUGACUGAUUCACACCAGAACUCUGAAUCCACAGAGGAAGUAGAGCAUUCAAGCAGGGGGGCCGCUCUACAGCCUGAGAGGCAGGCAGACGUGUUACUGGAUUCUGCUUCUGGGGCUCAGCAUGCUAUUGUAACAAACCGCCCGGAGGUGGACCUGGAAAGUUUCAUUUCCAUAGGUGAAAACGAAACGCAAAAAUCAGACAUCAGUCACUCUGAGGAAGUCAAAGAAAAUGUAGGUGUCGCGUCUCUGAGUUGGCGAGUGAUGUGACGUGUCAAACAGAUCAGCAACUGAUUGACUCAUCAAGUGGCAAGAAAAUACCAGAAGAAAAACUUCCCAAUGUGUGUUCUGUAACAGAAGAGCAAAGAGAUGACAACACAGAGAUGUUCAUUUCUAGCACAACGGAGAUCACCACAGAAAGCAUCCAUACAGCAGAAAACACUGCAAAUGAAUGCAGUCUUCAAGGAACAAUUUCAUCACCUAAAGUGGAAAUGCCUGCAGAGGUGGAACAAAAUGAGUAUUUACAUUUAUCUGAAGUUGCACAGGCUCAUUUAGAAGACGCUGUAAACAAAGGGCAUGAAAAUGAGAUUAAGCUAAUGGGUAUGCAUGAGAUCGCUUACUCGUCUGAAAGUGUGGUCCAUGAUGGCAAAAGUGACAAUGAUCAUGUUUAUGAUACCCGCAAACCUCAGAGCAGCGACAUAGAGAGAGAUGACCCUGCGCUCAGACAGGUAUUUGAGGUUGAAGGCACAGUGGAGGAACAGGAUGUUGAGCCAAAUGAGGGACAAGACAACUUACCUAAAGUCACAGCUGGUGAUCAUUCAGAGGCUGCUGUAAACAAACUGCAGCCAACAGAAAAUCAAGAAAAGCCUCAAAUUGAUUUCUCGCCUGAGAAUGUGACUCAUGAUGCCACAGACAAGUCUGAAAUUAUUUCCGGAAAGACGAUGGACCAAACUGAAGUCAGUGACACAUACCAAUAUGAGAUGAAAGUGACAAAUGCUCUUGAUUCUCCAAUCAACAGGGACAAUUCAAACUCAGACAACACACAGGAAGAACAUCCAAAAAAGGAAAAUAUUUUUGAGACGUCAGAUCAGAGAAAUGAGGAUUAUGAUGUUUGUGAUAUCAAGAAAACACAAAUCAGCGACACAGACAGAGUGGACACUUUUCACGUAUUUGAGGGUGAUACAAACCCCAGUGAUGAGCAAACAGGUUAUCAGGAGAACGAAGAACUCCUGGAGGAGAGUGGAUCGUCUUUACAAACCCUGCAAUCAGAAAUCAACGUUCCUUCAGACCCCCAACUUCUGCAAAAAGACUCCAGCUUCCACUCCAUUGGACACCGAAGAAAAAUGGGGUCUAGCCGUAAAAGCAAAGGAAGACCUCAUGUCAAAGACUCUGGUGCUGAAUCAGACCAGGAACCUACAGUGGAUGUUGUUGGAAAUACCAGAGAUAAUGAAACCCAAGAAGGAACAGAAAUGGCUUUAGAAAUAAAGACUGAAGUGCAGGAAAAAUCUAUGGAGACGUUGCUUAAAGAAACGGACACAUUUGACCUGACUCAGACUGAAGGUGUUAGUGAAGAAGUUAAAGGAAAUGCACAAGAUGACACACUUGUUGGCAUCGCGGAUCUCAAUAGUUUGGGUUUACAGUCAAGUUUGACAACAGCUCAUCUGGAGAUUGACCAAUCAAAUGUCAGGGAUGACCGAGAUGAAGAACCUCCCAAUCUGUGUUCUGUAACAGAAAAAGAAAACGAGGAAGGAGCCGAGGACACAGAACCGUUCAGGCCAGAUGGAAGUUUACCAGACAAAUAUUUGCUGCGUGAAGAUAUGGAGUCUUCUUUCCCACCGGAGAAAACCACAGAAGAACUCAGCAGCAGAGAGCCUACAGAACCUGAAUGUAGUGUACAACAAGACAGUUUGUCACCACAGAAAGAGGAGGUGCACACAAAUGAGGGACAAGACGACAACUCUAACUUACCUAAAGUCACAGGUGAUGUUAAUUCCAAAUUGAUGGACCAAACUGAAGUCAGUGACACAUACCUGUAUAAGUUGGCAGUGACAAAUACUGAUGGUUCUCCAAUCUCUCUGGAGGAGAGUGGAUCGUCUUUACAAACCCUGCAAUCAGAAAUCAACGUUCCUUCAGACCCCCAACUUCUGCAAAAAGACUCCAGCUUCCACUCCAUUGGACACCGAAGAAAAAUGGGGUCUAGCCGUAAAAGCAAAGGAAGACCUUAUGUCAAAGACUCUGGUGCUGAAUCAGACCAGGAACCUACAGUGGAUGUUGUUGGAAAUACCAGAGAUAAUGAAACCCAAGAAGGAACAGAAAUGGCUAUAGAAAUAAAGACUGAAGUGCAGGAAAAUUCUAUGGAGACGUUGCUUAAAGAAACGGACACAUUUGACCUGACUCAGACUGAAGGUGUUAGUGAAGAAGUUAAAGGAAAUGCACAAGAUGACGCACUUGUUGGCAUCCCGGAUCUCAAUAGUUUGUGA